AUGAAGGAAAGCAAGGCCGCAGAGGACGUGGCCGUACAGGAGGAAAAGGAAGAGGCGGAAGGCGAGGAGGGAAAUGAAGGGGAAGGGAAGAAGAAGCGCGGGAGGAAGCCGGGGAAGCCGAAGGAUGAGGGCACCGAGAUGAAGGAAAUCAAGGCUGCGGAUAACAUGACCGUACAGGAGGAAAAGGAAGAGGCGGAAGGCGAGGAGGGAAAUGAAGUUGAAGGGAAGAAGAAGCGUGGGAGGAAGCCGGGGAAGCCGAAGGAUGAGAGCACGGAGAAGAAGGUCGCCAAGAAAAAACAAGCGAGAGAAGCUAAACCUACGGUGGAGAGGCCCACGAGGGAAAGGAAGACUGUCGAGCGGUUCUCGGAGAUGUCUCCACAAAGUGCUUCAGGGACUAAGGCAGUUUCGAUUAAGCAGGUAUCCUCGCAUUAGAUUUAACCUAAGCAAAAUUCGAUCUCCAGCGGGAUUUUGCUCCGUUGAGGUUUGCCUCUGACUUUGUCACCUCUUUAUUUCAAUGGGCACUAGGGUUCUGGAACUAAGCUGAAGGACAUUCCAAAUGGUAUGCUCAUUCUUCCCUCCGAAUAUCUCCCCCGCCCAUUAAUUUUGUUGCUUACUCAACAAAAUGCUAUUGAUGAGAUGCGCUUUGAGUUCGCCGCAUCUGAUUCCUAUCCAUCUUUAUAUCUAUUAUCGUAAAAAUGGACAUGCGUUUGAAAUGAUUUGGAUGUGAACAAAAAUAGUUCCUUUGGGCUAUCAGUACGCAAUUUUUUAAGAAAAUGUUAAUGGAAGCCCUCUGUAUUAAUGGAAUCAUUUUCAACAGCGAGCCAGCUCAUACGUUAGAUUUGUUUGUCUUUGGGAAGGCAUGAUUGUCACUUCAUUUUCUAUACUAACAUUUUAUCCACGUCUAAUUUGUACCCCUCUGGCUAUCCCUUUUAAAUUCAUGUCACUUGUAAAGAUGGUAUCCAAAGAUCAACAAUAUGAUUUUACGCUCUUAUAUUUCUAGCAUUUAGCCAGAGGGGGAUGUUUUUCUAGUCUGGUUUGUACGUGAAUUGCAUGAUUUCGUGCACGUUCAAAUCUUCAAUGAACAUUUCUCACAAUUCUGCUCAGAUUGAAACCUGAAGAAGCUCAUGAAAUGGAUCUAAUAUUCACGAAAUGGCAUUUUUAUGUUAGCAUUAAUUCUAAAUCAUUGUUCAAACCAUUUCCUCUGGAAAAUUGUGAUUUUUUUGUGUACAUAUCCAUGCAAAAAAAAACUUAUUAUGUUAUAUCUUAUGCUGUUUGUGUGAAUGGAUUUUGAUAUAAAUCGGCACAACCAUCGAAAAUCCUACUUGAAUUUGAUUUAACCCUAUAGAAGGAAGACAUCGUGCCUGCCAUCGAACGUCUCUCUAACUGAGAUGGCAUUAUGGUCCUGCUGUGACAUGGUUUCUGAUUUUUUUUCUUUCUAUGUAGCUGAUUUGGAUAUCUUUGGUGACAACAGGGCAUGUUGAUACGCGUGACCUUUUCAAUUUUGUGCUCAUUUUAUGUUUUUUCUCUUUAUUUUGGUAUAUUUGUGGUACACCGUUGAUCUGGACGAGUUUUUCGUUUUUGGUGUUGAUCUAGAUCCCCCCCCCCCCCCCCCGGGAAAAUGAACGAAUGGACAAAUACUCUCUACAUUCAGUCAUUGUUUACAUAAUUUGUAUCGUCCUGUGUUAUUAUGCCUGCUCAUUAUUCUUCCUUAUUUCAAUGAUUUGAUUUAUCCUCAGGAUAAUUGCAGAGCAAGGUGCAAGUUUGGUUGUUAAGUGUGAUGUUCUAGUGAUAUUUGCUGCUCCUAUUUUUCUGUGAGAGCUAAGUAGGCAUCGAACUCUAAUCAUGUUUAUUCCCCCGUUUUAGUGUUUUACAAGAUAUCUAAAAGGAAGGCCGAUGAGAACCUUCAGCUUCUCCACACCAUACUUUUUGCAAAAAAAGCAAAGGUAAAAUUCCCUCUUAAACGGCUGUGAAUUUUAUAAUGAUGAUUGUGAUUGGGUGUCAGAUUAUGAGUCCUUUUGUUUGAGUCCCAUUCCAUCUCCUCUGGAUGAAAUUUGUCUGCAUGAUUUCGCUUUGUCUUGGGCCAUCAGCUUGAGUCUGACAUUAACCAGUUUCAAAAAGCAAGAAGACUUAAAAUUGUUUUAUCUACUGAUCUUGGUUGUCUCUACUGAAAAAAUAAAACUUGGCAUGAAAAUCCGGAGUAGAAUAAAAAAGGAAGCCAAAAAAAAUUCCUCCUUGCUGGUUGAAUAUUUUCUUCAAACCGCGUUGCCAGAGAAGGGAAAGUUGGGUCAGCUGUUAUUUCCCACACUUCUUGGGGUAUGUAUCAUUUUUACUAGAUGAGGCAGAUCCAGAAAAAUUCGCAAUGCCAGGAGUCGGUCCACUUUUGAUAAUUGAGGAAAACCUGCAUAAGGAUUGCAUGCGAUUUUAUGUAGCCUUCUUCAUUUUUUAUUUUUUAUUUGCUUUUUUCUAUUAUUUUCUUCAAUUCAGCAUGAUUAUUUUUUAUUCAAAUUAAAAUGGCAUGCUACACACAGGAAGCAUAUCUUAGAUAGGUUCCUUUUUCUAUUGGCAGCAUGAGCAUUGUCGUAUGCAAGAGGAAUUUCCUUGAGAUAAAACGUUGUUUAGCAUUGAUUGGAUGAUUCUGUUUUGUUUACAGGUGCUCUACUUGAAGAGAAACAUAUACCAAUUUUCUGGAUUUGUUUGGACUGAAAAUGAGGUAUCUUGUCUCUUUUAGUGUGCGCCUUGCUUCUACAUUGAAUAUUUUUGUAGAAUUCUUAUAACCAGAAUGUCUGCACGAUGGCAUUAAUCUAGCUGUGAGCCUCACAAUUUGUACAGGAGAAGCAGAAAGCAAAGGUGAAGGAAAAACUUGAUAAAUGUGUUAAAGACAAGUUACUGGACUUCUGUGACAUUCUAGAUGUACCUGUUUCAAGGGCCACAAUGAAGAAGGUUGUACUUUGUUAUUUGAGGACAUUUGAUACGGUAUGGUAAUAAGCGAAAAGAUAUUAAAGAAAAAAUACUCACGUGGAGAUUUCUAUUUGCAGGAAGAUAUUUCUGCUAAGUUGUUGGGAUUUUUGGAAUCCCCACAUGCUACAAGAGAUGUCAUUCUUGCUGAGAAGGAGCAGGUUAGCUUUUGAUUCUCGAACGGACUCCUGGCUGAGAAGUUCAGUUGACACUUUUUACAAUUUUAUAGCUUUGAAUUUUAAACACAGAAAAAAAGGAAACGGAAGAGUAGAAGUAAAGGAACUAGUGAAUCGAAAUCUGGUGGAGAUUCUGAUGGAGAAACUAAGGUUUAUCUUUUUCCAUCCCAUGCUGACUUGAUUGCAUUACUUUCUCCUAUUUUCAUUUUCGAAGUUUGAUCUUCUUUGGAUGCUUUAUUGAUGAAUACUACUGAUCUCUUUUGCUUGUUGAAUUUAUCUCUUUCAGAACGUGUUGGCAUUUUGAUGAAAUGGCUUGCAUUUGAUCAUCCAUAGUUCUCUCUCAAUUCCACACAUCCAUUUCUUAUAGAAAUGUAUGUUUAUGUGAUGGCCAUUGCCAGAUCAGUCUUAUAACUCAAUCAUCAUGGGUCCUUUCCAAUAAACCGUGCAUGAAGAGAUCGGGAAUGAGAAGGAUUUAAGUACUAGAUUCUUUUUAGAUGCAGUAUGGGCAUAUUAGAACUGUCUUGUUGGACAUUAUAUGAUGUGCAUUAGCUAUAUUUAUAAUGCACUUUUAUAUAUUUAUUUGUCAGAGGGAUGAUCUAUGUAUUGUUAUGGGAAACAGUACACUUUAGGCUUUAUAAUAUGUGCCCCCAUGUUCUAUUUGAUCGUUGGUCUCAGAUGACCUCAACAAUCAAAGAGGGCAUACGGUUGGAUUUCUAAAUCAAGAUGCACUCUGUAUGGGAACUCACACCAUGGUGAUGGUCAUGACAAGAAAUUGUAGCUAUUAGGAUUUCUAAAUCAUGAUGCACCAUGUAUGGGAGCCCACACCGUGAUAUGGCCAUCAUGGGAACUUGUAGCCUGAGGGUAUAUCAGGAAAGAUCAUACAGUGUUCCCACCCUGUAUCAGGAAAGAUCAUAAAUGUCAAUUAAAAUUGCGGUGCCUUCCCCCCUACUCCCCUCUGUCCACUGAGACAGCAAAAUUCCUCCUUCACUCAGUCUAUUUCCCUCUCUUCGAUUCAACGCAUACUGAUGAUACAUCUGACUUGGCAUCUAUGUAGUUGGGUUUUUUUUGUGUACCUAAUGGAUUUGUCUACCUGUUUUUUAGCGGACAUGCUUUUGACAUAUCUACAUGGGGUUUCUGGCUUUUUGUUUGAGUGAAUGUUACCUUUGCACGUAUUUUAGGUUUUGUCAAUCACUUCACCGUUAAACUUUAUUUUGACAUGUCUUCUGCUUUCUUGUUUGGGGUGGAUUCGGAUUAUUUCUCUAAGAAAAAUACGAAUUUCUUGGACGCUUCCUCAUCCCAUCUUGACGCAGAUUCUUUUUUGUAUUAUAUUUAGUCUCACAAUGUUACUGUUUGUGUGAUAUAAUUAAAUAUUUUUUUUAUUGGCUGUUGAUUAAGAAAUCAGGGUCACAUAACUUGCUUCUGAUUAUGGAUUUAUCUAGAUUUCUUUUUUGCUAUUUCGUUGGGUGAUUUUUCUUGGCCACUUUAGUACUAAAUAGCGCAUUUUUCUCAUGCUAGUGACUUUUUUUUUUUAUUGAAGGAUGCUCUGCCCACAUUCUUUGCAGACGUUUUUGCAUGCUUGUGCCAAUCAAUUUUUCUUGUGCUUCUUUCAGAAACAGAAGAAGGGCGAGGCUGCUAAACUGAAAAAUGAUGAAUCUGAUAGCGGAGAUGAUUCUCCUGACAGCAAAAGUGGUGCAUCUGAUGAUGAAGAACUGGAAGAUGAUGAGGGAAAACGUGUUGAAAAGAGUGAGAGUGAAAGUGGUGAAGAUGAACAGGACGAUGCUGUCCCUGAAAAAAAGGUUCCUGUUCAGAAGCAGACAAGCAAGGAUAAUAAAUCCAAAGAUAAUUUAGAGAGCUCAACUUCAAAGAAGGGCCGUCCUGCAAGAUCGGCCAAAGCUCCUUCAAAAUCUCCGACGAAGAAGUUUUCCUCGGAAGGAGGCUCGAAGGUGCCAGCAAAAAGCCGUAAAGGUGAUUCCUCGGAGCAGACUAGGAAAGGCUCCAAGGCCUCAGCUAACCAGAAAGCUGAGCCUGCCAAAAACAAGCAAGAUAAAAGUAAAAGCCAUAGUAACAAGGUGUCUCAAACUGAAAACAAGGAGAAGAAAAAGGCACAGUCUGGGUCAGCUAUUACUGGUAAUGAGCGUGUAGUAUUUACUCUUUUAGAAAAUAUAUUGAAUUUAUACGCCUCCAUGCAUAGUUCUCUCAUGGUGAGGAUCACCCUGCCGUUUGAGUUUCAGUGGCUGAAAAUGUUCUAUGGGGGGUUUCCAUGUUCUUAGAGAACAGCAAAGCUUCGGGGUUCCCUCGCAAGAACUAUCAACUGAGAUAAACUGAAAAUGUUUUAUUGUCGCCUUGCUAUCGUAGAACUUCAGGGAUAGUAUUCUUUGAAUGAAGGCAGGUCAACGAGCAUUGUGUCGGUUAAAAGGCAGAGUUACCCCUUGUAACUAAAUAAAUUUUCAGUGAUAGUGACUUGUUUGUAAAUACUGUGUCAAUGAAGGAAAAGGAAGAUCCAGUGGGAAGGACAAGGAGCCUACCGUAGCAGAGAUGCAUGCUGUUGUCCGUGAUAUCCUGAAAGAAGUAGAUUUCAAUACUGUAAGAACUUCUCAACCUAGAGAUGAUUUUUUUUCUGUGGUUCGCAUAGCCUUUUUUUUUAUAUAUAAAUUCCCUGUGCAUUGCAGGCCACGCUUGCUGACAUUCUCAAGCAAUUAGGUACGUUACUUUUAUACCUGAUCUUGUCCAGACUAGCCUGAUCAUGUCAGGAGUCAUGCGAUCGAAUUCAAGGGGCGUUAGUUGACUAUCUUGCGAUCUGGUUUCGUCAACAAUCUGACUUUGGAACCCUCCCGUCGGCAGGGUCCCACUUCCGCAUGGACCUGAUGCACAGAAAGGCGGAGGUGAAGAGCAUCAUCGAGGAAGUUAUCAACGACAUGACGGACGACGAGGACGACGAUGGCACCGAUGGCCAGGAGUGA
This is a messenger RNA of Spirodela intermedia, 6091 nucleotides long. The record is from the annotation of a GenBank genome assembly. Lineage: Eukaryota; Viridiplantae; Streptophyta; Magnoliopsida; Alismatales; Araceae.